GGGGCGCUGGCGAGCGUCUUACCGCUUGAUAACACGAUCUGUUGUCAGUUAUCGCGAGGAAACCUGUGAGAGGUUUCCGGUUGGCUACAGGAGAAAGGGCAUACUUUAUUUAAGGCAGCCGUUCUUAGAAAAUAAACGUCUUCACCUUUUUUAUUAUUCUAUUUUGGUAUUAAUAGCAUUAAGAAAAAAGCAUUCAGAUGUCGGAAGACUUGAUGAAACAAUUAAGCAGCUACAAAGCUCAGCUGCAACAAGUAGAAGUUGCCUUAUCGACCGACCAAGAGAAUGAGGAUCUUCUUAAACUCCAGAAGGACUUGCAGGAAGUGAUUGAUCUGACAAAAGAUCUACUGACUUCACAACCUGCCGAUGGAUCUUCCGGCACUAGUAGUUCAGUCCCAGCUGCCCCAAAGCACAACUGGAAAGUGGGAGACAGGUGUUUGGCUCUGUGGGGUGAUGAUAGCCAGGUGUAUGAGGCAGAGAUUGAGGAGCUAGACCGAGAGAACAGAACUGCAGCCGUUACCUUCACUCGGUAUGGAAAUGCUGAAGUGAUUCCAAUCCAGAACCUCAGAGUGGCCGAGGAUGGACUACGUCCUGAAGAGGAUGGGAGUAUGAAGUCAAAAUCAAAGAAAGAGCAGAUAGCAGAGCAGCGUGAGUAUAAGAAGAAGAAAGCCCAGAAAAAGGUACAGAGGAUGAAGGAAUUGGAACAAGAGAGGGAGGAGCAGAAGUCAAAAUGGCAACAGUUCAAUAACAAAGCAUACUCAAAGAACAAAAAAGGACAGGUUAAGAGGAGCAUAUUUGCAUCACCAGAAAGCGUGAAUGGAAAGGUUGGAGUGGGAACAUGUGGCAUCGCAGACAAACCUAUGACCCAGUAUAAUGACACAUCCAAAUACAAUGUCAGACAUCUAAUGCCACAAUAAUAUUAUAUAUUCUGUAAAUAAUUAUCCACUGUAUACUAGCUGUAUCAGUGCUUUCCAUUGUGUUUAUACAUGAUUUAAGUUUCUCCAGUAAAAUAAAUAUUUCAAGGAAUUUUUGCUUGCACACCAGUGUUUAUAUUGUUGUAGUCCUCUUACAUAUUAUGUAGAUACAACAAACAUCAGCAAGAAAAUGUUCCUGCUCUUGAACAAGUGACUUGUUGUAUAUAACAGGAAGUUUUAGAGAAAAUGUUGUCUUUUUGUCCCCAUAUUUGACUGAGAAAAAAAUCUGCGGAGAUAUGUAUAAACACCUUUAGAUUUUGGGAUGCACAUUUUUCUUUUUCCUUUUUUUAAACUCUUGACACAUAGUACGGAUAUUUGAACAUUGAUAAUGGUGUUGAUUUGAAAUGGCUAAAUUUACAUUUUAAUUUCUGUACAUACAUAACAGUGAAAUAAACAUUUUGUUGUCAGUUUUUAAAAGUAUUG
Menidia menidia (Atlantic silverside) is the source of this 1394-nucleotide messenger RNA. The record is from the annotation of a GenBank genome assembly. NCBI's taxonomy places the organism in Eukaryota, Metazoa, Chordata, Actinopteri, Atheriniformes, Atherinopsidae.